AUGGCGACUUACCAAUCUACCAACCUCCGCGACCGUGUCGCCACCAUAAACCAACACUGGACACCCCAACACGUCCUCACGCUCAAUGAUUCCCACUCCCUCAAACUCGCCACAAUCUCCGGCCCAUUCAUCUGGCACUGCCACCCCGACACGGACGAAAUGUUCUACGUUGUCUCUGGCGGGCCUUUCAAGCUCGAACUGUCCACUCAAGCCAGCAGUCCGGAGGAAGCGGAGAGUAAAGGUGCGGAUGAAGUGGUGGAGUUGAAGUUGGGAGAUGUAUUCAGUGUGCCGAAGGGGAUGCAGCAUCGGCCGGUUGCUGCGGUUCCGACGGGGAUCUUGAUGAUUGAGAAGGUUGGGACGGUGAAUACGGGGGAUAGGGAGGGGGAUGAGCGGACUGUGAGGGUGGAUGAGGGGAGAAUCAACAACUUCGAGCAAGAAGAGACAACGCAGCGAUUAGAUCUGCACUGCAAAACCGUUGCCAAGAAGAUGGACAACUCAUCAAAGAAGCACUUCACGUUCUCACAGACAGUCUGA
Saxophila tyrrhenica is the source of this 534-nucleotide messenger RNA. RefSeq lists its product as uncharacterized. The record is from RefSeq and is a predicted model, not a curated record. The coding region runs from base 1 to 534 and encodes 177 amino acids. The transcript is spliced from 2 exons. Lineage: Eukaryota; Fungi; Ascomycota; Dothideomycetes; Mycosphaerellales; Extremaceae.